Molecule: messenger RNA, 1410 nt
Organism: Phycomyces blakesleeanus NRRL 1555(-)
Lineage: Eukaryota; Fungi; Mucoromycota; Mucoromycetes; Mucorales; Phycomycetaceae
Exons: 9
Coding region: 1-1191 (396 amino acids)
Biological process (GO): transcription elongation by RNA polymerase II; positive regulation of transcription elongation by RNA polymerase II
Cellular component (GO): Cdc73/Paf1 complex
Molecular function (GO): RNA polymerase II complex binding
Source: RefSeq, a predicted model, not a curated record
AUGGCUACCGAAUUACAGCAGCCUUUAUCAUUAUUACGUGACUAUACACGGAACAACAAGUCGGUUGUACUUCUCGAUUCCUCCGGCCAAGUAGUCAGUAGUGUAGCUGAUGCCGCCACUGUUCAGUUUGGAGAUCAUUCCUUUCCACGCCAAGUACCCACGAAUCUUAAAAAGAGCGUAAACAGUGACGAAACCUACACACUUGACACCCUCAUCUUCCUGAUCCAGAAUGCCCAAUUAGAUAAUAGUGCAUAUAUUACGGAGGGCCGUCUACGUAACAUUGAACACAUCUCGAUCAUUGAUAAAAAAAAGAUUCUUGAUUACCUUACUGGUAGACUUGAUACUCUCCCUAAUGUGGAGGAUAAUAAGACUGAAAAGCGUGCUCGGGUAGAGACAGCAGAUACAAAUCCUAACAAGAAAAUGAGAGCCAUUGAUGACGAAGAGUUUGUAAAGAAGGUUGUUGCGCGAGAGCGAGAGUGUGUAACCAGAUCUUCAAUUCUUCGAGGAAAAAAGAACUUUGACCAUGUAGUUAUAUUGGCGCAGACUUUAAUUCUCGGUAAAGAACCUGUUCAUCCUAAUUCUGUGGGAUCAGCGAAACCUGGAGCUCGUCUCGUUUCGCAACCCUCAGCUAUUUCCAAAAUACCUGUACCUACAAAACUCAAUUCAAUUCGUGCUAAAGGCGCCAAGCUGUCGAGCAGAGAUAAAAUCCCGAUUAUCAUUGUACCAGCAGCACCAACUGCUAAAUUCACAUUAUUUAACAUUAAGCAAUUCUUGGAAGAUCAAGUAUAUAUAGAUUCGCAGGAACUUAGAGAGUCUGGUAUCAAAAAACCAGAACAAGUGACAGUGGAAAGAAAAAAGGCCAAUGGACAAACUGUGCCGUACUAUGUUGUUGAUUCUGUUACAGGAUUCAAACAAAGCGAUUGGGAUCGUGUGUCAUGUGUAUUCGUGACAGGACAACAAUGGCAGUUUAAGGGGUGGAAGUGGGAACGACCUGUAGAGCUAUUCAAUCAUGUCAAGGGUAUUUAUCCCAAAUGGAACACAGAUAAAACGGCAGGUGCUGCUGCCAGCUGGGCUGUCACUGACUUGAAUAUUCAUAGACAUAAACGCCAUAUGGACAAAGCGGCUGUUUCUCAGUUCUGGGAUAUGAUGGAUAAUUACAAUGCAAACAGUCGUCCCUACCUGAACUUUUAAACCACGCCAAUGUCAUCAUAACCUACAUACAAACAUGUUAGAUAUCAUUAAAACUAGAUGAUAUUGAGUGAACUGUGCUUUAGAAUCUCUGUAAUCACAAUGAUAAACGAGAAGCAUUUGAAUCUACUCGCUCAUGAGCAAUACACUUUGACCAAACAAAGAGUAUUCGUUCAAAGUUUAUUGUCAAUAAAGACGACAGUAAAUGUUGUAUAAGCUAAA